AUGAUGUUUGCUAUGAAAUUAAACAAGUUCCUUGUAUUGGAGCUAUCUAGCAGCAAUCCUUUUUAUUUGAAUUGCCAGCUGUAUGGAAAAUCUGAUCACUGCCUUGUCCUGCUGAAUAACUGCUUAGCCAAGGUGGGCAGGAGUGAAGAAGUGGCUUUCCUAAAGCCGUACCUGGAGAUGGCUUUCAGCAAAAGGUCCUUUCGCAACGGCGUUGGAUCGGGAAUUAAAAAAACUUCCUUUCGAAGAGCAAAGUCAUAA
Molecule: messenger RNA, 258 nt
Organism: Colius striatus (speckled mousebird)
Lineage: Eukaryota; Metazoa; Chordata; Aves; Coliiformes; Coliidae
Gene: NPS
Product: neuropeptide S
Exons: 2
Coding region: 1-258 (85 amino acids)
Biological process (GO): positive regulation of synaptic transmission, GABAergic; positive regulation of synaptic transmission, glutamatergic; positive regulation of action potential
Cellular component (GO): extracellular region
Source: RefSeq, a predicted model, not a curated record